Molecule: messenger RNA, 317 nt
Organism: Paramecium octaurelia
Lineage: Eukaryota; Ciliophora; Oligohymenophorea; Peniculida; Parameciidae
Source: the annotation of a GenBank genome assembly
AUGAUAUUAACUCAAAUAGAUCUUAUCAAAGAAGGUAUUAUAAAUAUAUACAAAAAUAUUGAGAAUUGAUCCUUUUUUGAUAAGGGUUGAUAGAAGCAGAAACUAUUCCUUAUUUAAUUGGAGGAAAGACUGGAAAUGUUCCAACUUUUAAGGAGUAUCAGAACAGAUGCUUGAGUUUCAAAAUAGAUUUGGAACUCUUUUAAUUGGAUCAAAUCAGAUAAAGAGAACAUAUAGUACUGAAAAUUUAAGAGGAAUUGUAAAGGAAUCUCAAAGAAUACAUGAUUUUUGCAUUAUAUAUUGUAUUGGCAAUUGAAUGA